Molecule: messenger RNA, 2631 nt
Organism: Cyclopterus lumpus (lumpfish)
Lineage: Eukaryota; Metazoa; Chordata; Actinopteri; Perciformes; Cyclopteridae
Product: zinc finger protein 319
Exons: 2
Coding region: 435-2207 (590 amino acids)
Source: RefSeq, a predicted model, not a curated record
GUUUGAAUGUUGUUCAAACUAACCCAUGGGAGCAGUUUACCUCCACCCCUACCUCGGGUUGUUUUCUGCGGGGCUCCAUGGGUCGACCUCCGGCAUGGAGCGGCCGUAGCAGCAGCGAGCUCCGCGGCGGCGGCGACGGCUCACUGCGCGGCGGCUUCCGGUGUCCGUCCGUCUGCUGGAGGAUGGCGUCCGGCUUCAACCGCAUCCCCUCCGCCACCGGUCCUCCGAGUCACAAACACACCGACGGUUGGCAGCCUCGCGCCGAGGGCGGCAGCAAGAAACACCGUUAACGAGCUCCGAUUUUCUCAACGGAAGUGUGUGGACACCAAAAUAGCACUCAACUCCCCUUAGUGUGCUGGUUACCAUUUAAAUAUAUAUAUAUAUUUUUUUAAACCACAUCCACCCUUUUCAGUAUAGAGUUGAACCCCCAAUACAUGCGAAGUGGAAGGAUGACGGAGGCGUGGCAGCAGCAGCAUGCGGUGGCUCCACCCUCGGUUGUGCACACGCUCCCCCAGGGAGCCGACAACCCUCUGGGCUGCACGGUGUACGGAGUGGUCCUGCAGGCGGAUGCCUCCCUGCAGCAGCCGCAGCACGGCCAGCAGCACGCCGUUCAAGCCCAGCAGCCCUCCCUGCAGGUAGGGGGCGAGAGAGGGCACAAGUGCGGAGCCUGUGGCCACGACAUAUCCCACCUGGCCAACCCCCACGAGCACCAGUGCAUGGUGAACCAAGACCGCUCCUUCCAGUGCACCCAGUGCAUGAAGAUCUUCAGCCAGGCGACGGACCUGCUGGAGCACCAGUGCGUGCAGGUGGAGCAGAAGCCGUUCGUGUGCGGCGUGUGCAAGAUGGGCUUCUCCCUGCUCACCUCGCUGGCACAGCAUCACAACUCGCACGGCAACGGCAACAACCCCAUGAAGUGCUCCAUCUGCGAGAAGACGUACCGGCCGGGUUCCGGGAACGUCACCCCGACGUCGUCGGCCGCCAACCCCCAGCAGCCGUCCACCGGCGAGACGUCCGGCGGCGACGCAGCCAUCAGCGCCUCGUCUCCUCCCUCGUUCGAGGCCUCCUCGCCGGACCGGCCGUACAAGUGCUCCGUGUGCCACAAGUCCUUCCGGCACUUGUCGGAGCUGACGCGGCACGAGAGGGUGCACACCGGCGAGAAGCCGUACAAAUGUGACACUUGCGACAAAAGCUUCAGCCAGUCCUCGCACCUGGCGCACCACCAGCGCACGCACAGCUCCGAGCGGCCGUACAAAUGCGCCGUGUGCGAGAAGAGCUUCAAGCACCGGUCGCACCUCGUGCGCCACAUGUACGCGCACUCGGGCGAGCACCUCUUCAAGUGCAACUUGUGCGAGAUGCACUUCAAGGAGUCGUCGGAGCUCCUGCACCACCAGUGCCAGCCGGAGGGCGAGAGGCCUUUCCGCUGCGGCUCCUGCGGGAAGAGCUUCAAGCGCCCGUCGGACCUGCGGCAGCACGAGCGCACCCACUCGGAGGAGCGGCCGUUCCAGUGCGAGGAGUGCCAGAUGAGCUUCAAGCAGCAGUACGCCCUCGUGCGCCACCGCCGCACUCACAAAAACCCCGCCGACCGCCCUUUCAAGUGCAACCUCUGCGACAAGGGCUUCCUCCAGCCGUCCCACCUGCUCUACCACCAGCAGGUCCACGGCAUGGAGAGCCUGUUUAAGUGCGCGUCCUGCCAGAAGUCUUUCAGCCAAUCGGGGGAACUGCUGCGGCACAAAUGCGGCGGCGAGGUGGAGAAGCCCUACAAGUGCGACGUGUGCGGCAAGGGCUACAAAAAGAACUCCACGCUGCAGCGCCACCAGAACUCUCACUGCACGGAGAAGCCGCUCAAGUGCUCCCUGUGCGACAAGCGCUUCGUGUCGUCCUCUGAGUUCGUGCAGCACCGCUGCGACCCGACGCGCGAGAAGCCGCUCAAGUGCCCCGACUGCGAGAAGCGCUUCCGGUACUCGUCGGAGCUGCAGCGCCACCGCCGGGUGCACACGGGGGAGAAGCCGUUCAAAUGCGCCAACUGCGACAAGAGCUUCAAGCAGCGCGAGCACCUGGCCAAGCACCAGAGCGUGCACUCGCGGGAGACGCAGUUCAAGUGCGUGUGGUGCGGCGAGCGCUUCGUGGACCUCACGGCGCUGCAGGAGCACACGGUGCAGCACACCGCCGAGGGCGAGAGCUUCCCCGAGGCUCAGUGCAUCCCAUGAACCGAACUGCUCUUCAGCCCCGGGCAGCAGCCGUGACAUUCGACCCUCGAAAAGCAAUGCGCGCGCCAGCCUCCCAUUCGUAGUUUAUAACACGCACCCAUUAAUUAUGUUUUAAUGGUUUAUUUGUUGUUGUUGUUGUUGUUGUUGUAUCAAGACUGAAUUCAUCCUCAUCCCCCCCCCCCCUUUUUUUUUUUUUUUUGGAGUAAAUGGCUUCGUUUUACUUUUGGAACACGUGGAUUUAAAAAAAAAAAAAAACUUGAACAUGACGGAAGAAGAAAGAGAAAAUCAGGCGUAGGAUGAGGAAGGUUGAAUGAAGGCUUUUGAUCCUGUCGAAGCCUGGAAGGAAACCUCCAGGAGGUGUGUGUGUGUGUGUGUGUGUGUGUGUGUGUGUGUGUGUGUGUGUGUGUGUGUGUGUGUGUGUGUG